AUGGAUAUUAGCGGAGACCAAGUGAAGAAGACUCCGAAGGUUGUUGUUGUCCCUCCGUCAAGCAGGUCAGCGACCCAUGGCUGCUCGAGACCCCCUGAGGCCCAAUUCGCAGACCCGGCAACAGGUGCACCAAUUCACGGCAAAAUGCCUCCUAAAGGCAACUCUGGUCCAAUAGAAGCUACGAGUGGAGCGUCCAAGUUGCUAGACCCAGCAGACAUCGAAGAUGUAUUUGAGAGGCAGGACAGCCGCAUGCCGGAUAUAUGCGAAGACGAACAAAAAAAUUCGAAUUCGAAAUGA
Messenger RNA from Eimeria necatrix, 297 nucleotides. RefSeq lists its product as hypothetical. Bases 1 to 297 code for a protein of 98 amino acids. The transcript has 2 exons. NCBI's taxonomy places the organism in Eukaryota, Apicomplexa, Conoidasida, Eucoccidiorida, Eimeriidae. The record is from RefSeq and is a predicted model, not a curated record.